Molecule: messenger RNA, 5279 nt
Organism: Cyprinodon tularosa
Lineage: Eukaryota; Metazoa; Chordata; Actinopteri; Cyprinodontiformes; Cyprinodontidae
Product: interferon-induced very large GTPase 1-like
Exons: 5
Coding region: 22-4944 (1640 amino acids)
Molecular function (GO): GTP binding
Source: RefSeq, a predicted model, not a curated record
GCUACAUUGCUGCCUACAGACAUGGCUGACCAGAGCCAGAAUUCAGCACAGGAACCAUUAAAGGAAGGAGAACCAGUCCAGGACUCCACACCUGAAGACAGACCACAGAUCACAACUGUGAGUAAACUGGAAGUAACUGAAGGGGAACUAAAACCUGACCAGAGUGGAGAUUCUGCUGAUGUGCAGCUUAAAGAAGGAGAGAAGAUCGAGGCAAGACCUGGUGAUAAAUCUCUCUGCAAUCCUUUUAUGGAAAACAACAAAGGUCUGGAAGAAUAUGAAAAAAUACUCCGAAGACUUCAUCUAAAAGACCAACAUCAACGGACGUUGACAUCAGAGGACUUUAUUAAAAUAGGUCCACCUGUAAAUCAGACUAAUCACAUCUUUGAGGAAGAUCUAGUUUCUACUUUUCUUCAGAGGUUAUUGAUGUUAGAUUACAGGGCAAGAUACAUUCCUGUACAACAAAAAAGUUCUAAUGCUAAAGAUUCACAGGUUCUUCCAGUGUCUGAAAGUGAUUUUACAGGAGAUGUUUUAGAUCUUCUUUUCACAACUACUGCAGACUCCAAUCAAUCAAAAGAGGAUCAUAUACACCCAAUGGAUGUUCAAAUGGCAAUAUUUCACUGCUCUGAUAACUUUCUGAGACAGAAAAUGAUUGCCAAGUUGUCCCAGUGUCAGUAUGCUUUACCAUUGCUUGUUCGUCAUCCUGCAAAGGCAGAUAUUGAGUAUCCUCUCUGGACAUUAAGACAAAUAUCAAAAACAUGGAAAAUAUGCACCAAGGCAGAAAACUCAAACAUUGUUGAAAUGAAGAGCAUGCCAAUCUACAAAGCCAAGAUCCCCCUUGUUUCAUUUUUCCGACUGGGCUCCUUGUCUGUGUCCAAAUCUCAGCUGAUGAACGCCUUGAUCAAUGAUCGCCACAACACAUUCUUCCAUAGAAACUGUCCAGGCAGCACAAAAUCUCGUCAUUUGAUGGAUGGUGUGGCAGAAAUUGCCUGGUACUGCCCUGCUGGAAAAUCCAAUGACUUCUUUAACGACUGUGUUGCUUUCUGUAAUCUUCAUGGGGAUUCUUUAGAAAUGGUCAAACAGCGUGAAAUACUGACUGAAAUAUCCUCAGUCAUUGUUGUUCUCAUACAAACUUUGGAAAUGAGCCAGGAAAGUAAGGCAAUCAUUUCAAUGCUUUUCAAGUCUCAAAAACCUCUGGUAAUUCUCGGUGCUGACAAUGACUGUAGUGCAGUUCAGAUGACACCGCAAAAAUACAAACUGGGUCUGAAAGAAAGAAGCCAAUCAGAUGUUUCAGAAGAACUGAAAGAAAUAAUAAGAAACAUUUUGUCUGGACCCCACAAAAGCUUCCAGCUUGAAACUAUGGAAAAAAUGACAAAUGAAGUCAGAGUGGAUGAAGAGGCAGAGGCCUGCCAAAAUGGGAAAUCUGCUGCAAUGGAAUUGGUUGCAUUGAUUAAAAAUAUGGAUAUUGCCAAAAUAAAAGAAGUGUUUCUCCCCUGCCAAGGCCUACUUUGGUAUGAGUGGUGCAAAGUCAACAAAGAACUUUAUCAUCUAAAGGGAGACAUUGAGAAAGAAAAGGCUCAUAAAACUCAGCAACUGACGGAACUACGACAGAAACAGUGUGACGCGUCCAAUAGUGAACUAAUGAAGUCGUUCACUGAGAGCCUUAAAAGUUUGCCAACAAAAGCUGGAGAAUAUUUCUUGAAAUGGAACCGGAUCCUGAUAGAUGCCAUCUCCACAGAUGAUCUAUCUUCAAUUCUCCAAAAAUAUGAUGAAACAUGGUCAGAAGUCUUGGUUCUUAAGAAGAAAGAUAAAACUUCUGAAGAACUAAAUACAAAACAAGCUGAGCUUGAGCAGUUAUCCAAACAGCUUCAAUCAGCAACAUUUGGUCUUGAGCACAUGUUUAGAGAAAUGGGACAGAUUUAUGAAGCCCAUAAAUCUCUGAAGAAACCAGCAGAGGGACAACAGGCUGAAUGGACUAAAUACCCUGAACUGGCUGCAGAUCUGAUGAUAAAAGGACACCCAAUUGAGCUGAUGGAUGGUGAUGCAGGCCAUGUACCUUUGAUAUGGAUGUCUAGUCUUAUACAGGAGGUCAUCAAGAAGCUAGGUGACCAGAGAGUCUUUGUGCUGUCAGUUCUGGGCUUACAAAGUAGUGGAAAGUCAACAAUGCUGAAUGCCAUGUUUGGAUUGGAGUUUGCAGUGAGUGCUGGGAGGUGCACCAAAGGUGCCUACAUGCAGCUGGUUAAGCUGUCAGAGGAAAUCCAGAAAGACUACAGAUUUGACUAUAUUCUAGUUGUGGACACUGAAGGUCUGCGUGCUCUUGAGUUAGCAGGCAAUGUCACCCUUCAUCAUGAUAAUGAGCUUGCAACAUUUGUUGUUGGUCUAGGAAACUUGACACUGAUCAACAUCUUUGGUGAGAAUCCAGCUGAUAUGCAAGAUAUCUUACAGAUUGUUGUGCAGGCUUUCAUGAGGAUGAAGAAAGUCAAGCUUUCUCCAAGUUGUGUGUUUGUUCAUCAGAAUGUCACAGAUAUUGCAGCAGCUGUGAAAAACAUGGAUGGAAAAAGACGCCUGCAGGAGAAACUAGAUGCAAUGACUCAAUUAGCUGCUGAAGAGGAAGGGUGUGCUUUUGACUCCUUCAGUGAUGUCAUUUCAUUUGAUGUGCAAGAAGAUGUUACAUACUUUGCUCAAUUAUGGGAGGGAAGUCCACCAAUGGCUCCUCCAAAUCCAGGGUACAGUGAGAGUGUCCAAGAACUGAAGGCCUUCAUCCUGUCUAAGGCCUCAAAGUCUGAUGGCAUUCUUCUGUCACAUUUUGGUACCAAGAUCCAGGACUUGUGGAACGCCUUGAUGAAUGAACACUUUGUUUUUAGCUUCAAAAAUACUCAAGAAAUUGCAGUCUAUAGAGAACUGGAGGUGCAGUAUGGAAACUGGACCUGGGCCUUGAGAAGUGAGAUGCUGAAUGUUGAAAACCAGCUUUAUCCAAAAGUUGAAAAAGGUCAACUGGACAAAGUUGAGCUCACUGACCUUUCCAAUCAAAUGAGUAACACAUAUGAAGAAGUAAUGAAAAACAUGGAAGCCUAUUUUAGUGACGAUAAAAACAAAGAAAUGCUGGUUCAGUGGCAGGGUCGAUUUGAGAACAAAAUAAAAGACUUUCAUGAGGACAUUGUGAGAGACGUGAAAAGAAAACUGGAUGAAGUAAUUCAGCAGAAAAAUGCUCGAAAAAAGCUAGAUGACAAAAAGACAACUUUUGAGAACAAGCUGCUCCAGAAGAGCAAAGAGCUUGCUCACGAGUGCCUUGAAGAAGGUGAAGAGGAAUUAGAAGCACAGUUUGAUGCUGAUUGGAAUCACUGGGUUAAGGAACUAACGUCAGACACAAAACCUAUUGAAAACAUCAAUUUGCAAAGAGACCAGGUUAAUGUCCUUCGAGAUCUUGGUUUUGAACAGAAGCUCAUUGAAGACUCAAAAAAAACCCAGAGAUACAAAAACUUGUUAGAAAUUGGUAAUUACUCUGAUUACAUAACAGCAAAGAAGAACUUUGCAGGUUUCUUUGGUGAUUUGAAGAAAAUGGUUUUUGGAUUUAAAGAGCAAGAAGAUAUCAGAUCGCUCAUUAAGGAUGUUGAAAAAGAAUGUUUGGAUGCCCUUAAGAGCAAACCUGUUGCAACAAGAGGUUACACAUCAACCUACUUGUUAGACAUGGCUCAAAGCAUUAUAAAGCACAUAAAAGCAUUUGAAUCUGGAAGGAAUUAUGUAUUCAAGAAGGAGUUCACAGUUGAUCUUUCACUGUUUGUGUUCGACAUGGCAGAAAGUUGGCUCUUAAACUCCUACAAGACAUACAAAGACAACAAUGAUGUUCAUACUUAUUUAGAAACCAAGAAAAAUGAAUAUUACAGCAUUUUCCAAAGCUACUGUAAAGGAAGCUCUUCUGCUGUUGUGUUUGGAGAAAUGAUGUGUAAAAAACUCAAAGCCUCUGCUGUUGCAGCUGUCUGCAACCAGACUGGGGUUAAUAUCGCUAGUGAGAUGAGGAGCAGGGUCCCAGCAUUCAAUGGGAAUAGAGUGAACUUAGAGAAACAUUUCUUAAAGAGUAUGGCAGAGAAGGAAGACUUUAACAGUUUCAUCAUCUACUUCAGAAAUCCAAGAAAGCAACUGGAAGCCUUUAUUAAAGAAGAGGUGGAGAGAUACUUGUCUAAUAAGGAAAAAAUUAAUCCUCACACAAUUCUCAGCAAAAAUGUAGAUGACAUCAGCAGGGCCAUUGAUCAGGCUUUGUUUGAGGCAACAGAAGACGUGAAAAAGAAAGGAGGAGACAUAGAGAUGUGGGUGAAGGAGUUUUCCACCAAAUUAGAGCCAUUCUUAACAAUUGAUACCAUUAGUUGUCAAAACUUCAAGGACAUAAACAACUUUGACUUUCUUAAAGAAGAGAUGGAGAAAGGCCUUAAAAUAAUCACAAAGGAAAUGAACAAUCUCUCUCUGAAUGAACUGAAUAAAUGCAGGCAGAGGCCUGAACAAAUCCUCAUUGAUCAGUUGUGUAACUGCUGCUGGAAAACAUGUCCUUUCUGUUAUACAGUUUGCACCAAUACUCUAAAGGGCCACAGUCCUGAUAAGCACAGUGCUCUUUUUCAUCGACCCUGUGGGGCUAUUGGUUCCCAUUACAGAGGAACAGAUCAGCUGUACACAAAAUUCUGCACUACAGCUGUAGCAAGUGAUGAUGGUUUUUUCCCCGAUGAAUCAGACCGUACAGUUCUUUAUAAAGAGUAUGCAAAUGCUGGAGAAAGAUUUGCUGCAUGGAGCAUCACACCUGAUAACUCUACGCUGCCCUACUGGAAAUGGUUUGUCUGUCACUUUCAGACAAAACUGGAAGAAUACUAUGAAAUGAAAUUCGAUCGUCAUGGAGAAAUCCCUCAGCAGUGGAGAAUGUAUACUAAGGAAGAGGCCAUUAAGAGUCUAGAUGCAAUGUAAAAUCUGGGAGAAAAUGUGUCCCUCAAGUCGGAGAUUUUCUUGUCAACAGUAAUGAGAAAUACUGAUGUAAGAGAUGUUGCAAAAUGAAUAGAAAAGCAUUUGGUACAAACUUCCUGAUUUCAUUGUUCUGUAAGUUAAAGAAACUAGAAUAUCUUCAAGAAAACUUUUAAAUAUUUUUCCUUAUAUUAAUCUCGUAUAUUGUUGUUGUUUUCUUUGAUUGAUUUUUAAGUCACUCAAAGAUGGGAUUAAGAGUUAUGAUUUGAAGUAUAAAAUGAUAUUAAUAUUGAUGGUGGUUGUGUAAACAUCUUGCCUAUUUAUCUUGAUGUAAUGAACUU